AUGAAAUCCCUUCCCGGAGACGUCCUAAUCGACAUCCUCACCCGGCUGCCGGUAAAAUCCAUCCUCCGGUUCAAAUCCGUCUCCAAACACUGGUCCGCCCUCCCGACGACGCCUCAAUUCGUCGCCGCACACCUCCGCCGGUCUUCCGCCGACAACCCUCUCCUCAUCGUCCACCACGGCUUCACUCUGGGCAACCUCAAACUCUCCGUGUACGACGCCGAACUGGCAACCACCCUCCAUCCCGAUUUGAAGUUUCCUGUGGAAAGUUUCAACGAGUUCUCACCGUCGGUCGUCGGGUCGUGCAACGGUUUGGUCUGUAUCGAGUUCGACACCACCGGGUUCGUGCUGUGGAACCCGGCGAUGAGGCAGCACGCGUGGCUGCCGGUGGUGGAUCUUCGGUCUCCGUUCAGAUCGAGGGAGACGAGAUUUGUGGCUAUUUGUGAGAGUUUUGGGUUUGGGUUCAGUGGCCGUGUCGAGGAUUACAAGGUGAUCUGGGAGAACUUGGAAGUGAAGGCUGUGGUGUUCUCGUGGAAGUCUUGGUCAUGGAACGAAUUGCGAGAUGCCCGGAUCCCAGCCGCCUCUUACGGCCACCAAGUUGCUGCAAACGGCCAUUUGUACUGGCUCGGCACCGGCAAAGGGAAAAAGGACUUCGUGAUCGCAUUCGAUCUCGCUAGUGAUUCGUUUUGGACAAUAGACUUGCCCGAUCAUCUUCCCCACACACCGCCAACAUCUGUCGCAUCCGACAUUGAUACGAGAAUGGCAGUGUUCAGAAGUUGCCUGACCAGGCAUCAGACCUUGUACGAUGGAGAUGAACUGGAUGUGGUGGUGAUUGGUGAAAAUGGGGAAGACAUGAAGGGGACGACGUUGUGGGAGUUUAUCUGCCGCCAUGGUUGGUUUGAUGGGAAGAAUGAAGCUGAGCAUUAUUACAGAGGGCAUUGGAAUGGGGUUCAAGUUAUGAGACGGCGAGGGAGGAACAUGGAUGAUCUCUACUUGUUCAAUCCGGAGAGCGGAGCGAUUCGUCGGUUUGAUGAUCUUAUGGUUCGUGUGUACGAUGUUUGCAGUUUUGUGCACAGUCUUGUUCCGGUUCGUGGAACGAACAUCAUUGUCGAACCAUGA
Molecule: messenger RNA, 1116 nt
Organism: Linum tenue
Lineage: Eukaryota; Viridiplantae; Streptophyta; Magnoliopsida; Malpighiales; Linaceae
Source: the annotation of a GenBank genome assembly